Messenger RNA from Aspergillus saccharolyticus JOP 1030-1, 1309 nucleotides. RefSeq lists its product as uncharacterized. The record is from RefSeq and is a predicted model, not a curated record. The transcript has a single exon. Bases 239 to 1219 code for a protein of 326 amino acids. Lineage: Eukaryota; Fungi; Ascomycota; Eurotiomycetes; Eurotiales; Aspergillaceae.
UGUUCAGGAACAUGGAGUGGUCGCUAGAGCGGCGCGUUAGAGACACCGAUAGAGCCAGAACCUUAUCUACCUGAAUUCCCUCACAUUCUCCCAGCCACUUUGUGCCACCGCACAUCACAACCACAACCAAACACCACCACCAGCUCUUUCUUCUCCCCUCAUACUACCGUACAACGUCUGGCGCGGUAUCCCACCACCACCACAAUGCGCAUCCCCUCCGCCGCUCGCUGCCGAUGAAAUGUCCGCCUUCGAUGAAUCCCAUAAACAAGGCAGCGGUUUCAGCGCCGUGAUCCCCGGCGACACCGUCCAGAAAUAUGUCAUCUCCGCGUUCGCCGCCAUCACCUGGUACAAUGCAAUCGAGCUGGUGGUUUUAUGUUUGACCACCUUCCAGCGCUACCGGGGCUGCUACUUCUGGAGCCUGCUCAUCACCUCCUUCAGCCUCAUCCCACACGUGCUAGGCUACACCCUGUUCCUCUUCACCCCCUUCGUCUCGCGCUACAUCUCGGUGACCCUGAUCGUGCUGACCUGGUACUGCAUGGUGACGGGCCACUCGCUGGUGCUGUGGUCGCGCCUGCACCUGGUCCUGCAGCACCCGAAGCUCCUCCACUGGAUUCUGGGGCUGAUUAUCCUCGACGCGGUGCUCUUCCACGUCCCCACGACCGUGCUGCUGUAUGGGGCCCUCACCAAAGCCCCGGCCUGGCAGGCCGGGUACAAUGCGAUGGAGCGCAUCCAAUUGAUUGCCUUUUGCGUGCAAGAAGCCUUCCUCUCCGGCAUCUACGUGUAUGAGACGAUCAGGAUGCUCCGGCUGCGGCCCGAGCGGCCCCGCCAUCUGAUCCUGACGCAGCUGCUCAUCAUCAACAUUGCCAUUCUGAUCCUGGAUCUCGCCGUCGUCGCGAUCGAGUAUGCGGGCUACUACGCCCUGCAGGUCAUGUUCAAACCCGUCGCGUACAGCAUCAAGCUGAAGCUGGAGUAUGCGAUUUUGGGCCGCUUGGUGCAGAUCGCCAAGGGGCCGAGUCUGGAUGGCUCCGACCCGCUGUCGAACCCCUCGGCGACGAGCGCCUUUGUCACCACGCCGCAGGGGUGGGAGGAGUGUCUGGAGGGCGGGGGGCGCAAUAGUAAUGCGACGACGGUGGUGCGGCCGAUGGAGUCCGGGGAGUCCGGCAGGGGGUCGCAUGCCAGUAUCGUGAGGUCGCGGGGGAGUUUGGUUUCGACGUGUUAGCCGGGCAUUUCCAAGAGACUCUGUAUAUGCGGACGACUCGGUGGGAAAGUCAGGGUGAGAUGCCAUAUUAUAUUUCAUAUGUACAUUUAG